GUUAGAGCAGAUGAAGGGAGGGAGACCAUGUGUGAGAGGCAGCAGAGAGAGAGUGUCGGUGCAGGGGAAGUCAGAUUACCGCGCUGGGAAAUGACUGUGUAAUCUAUUUGUUUAAGAAUAGUCAAGUGACUCUGAACAGACAUGAACGAUGACAGCGGCAAACAACGUUACGUGUCAACAUUCAGGAUGCACAUCAAGUCUCCCAGCGCAGCAUCUCCGGCGAGGAUCAGACCAGCAGCAGCUGCGACCGGGAGCUCAGCCCAGAGGAGCCCUGAGACGGGGGUUUGUAAGACACAGGAACAUCUGGACCCUCCCGUGUUCACAAAGCCCCUGGACGACUGCAGCGUGGAUGAGGGCAGCGACAUCGUGCUGAGCGGGGCUCUCUCUGGAAGUCAGCCCAUCCAUGUGAAGUGGCUGCACAAUGGUAAAGUGUCCUAUUUUGGAAAAGCGUCCUUCGAUGGCAGCAGAGUGAGUUACGUGGUGACGGAAUGUUUACCGGAGGAUGCGGGUGCCUAUACGUGCUUGGCAGAGAACUCAGCUGGCAAGACGUCCUGCAGCGCCGCCGUGUUUGUCAGAGAUUUUGAGACCAUCUGUGCAGUGAAACAGACAGUGCUGAAGAACCCCCCUGCUCCUGCACCGAAGCUCAUCAUGGAUAUGAAAAAAGGAAGCUCCCUUCAGUCUCCCAAAUAUGAGCAACAGGAAACCGACGGCCCCAUCUGUCGCUCACCGGCCGACAAACCCAGCCCCGUCUCUUCUCCGAAGGAAGUCGUGCCGAAGAAACGAGCAGAUCCCACCAAAGGAUCUGAACUGGAAUUCCUGAACCCCCCUCAGCACCUGGACGUGAGGGUGGGAGAAGCUGCUCGCCUGACGUGUUCCUUCACAUGUAGCCCACCUGUGGUCUCCUGUUGGAUCCGGAACAAAGACCAGGUAGUUGAUGGCCCAGAACUAUGGGUGGAGAACACGGAGAGCAGCAGCACACUUGUGAUAGCUGAGGCCAAACCACAACACACGGGUCGCUACACUGUAGUCGUGAAGGACCGCAGGAGCUCCGCCCAGCACUCCCUGACUCUGUCUGUUAUUGAGAGGCCUCAGCCUCCUGCGUCCUGCCCCGUCAUCUCCCUUGUCUCUGUCGACAGCCUGGUUCUGUCUUGGUGCGGACCCUGCUACGACGGUGGCAGCGCCGUCCUGGGUUAUGUGGUCGAGGUGAAAAGGAAAGAAGCCUCAGACGAUUGGACAGAACUCACCAGCAAGUGCAAGAGUACGUCCUACAAAGUGAGUUCUGGGCUGCAACCUCAAGAAGAGUACUGCUUCAGAGUAAAGGCAUUCAACGCGGUUGGAACCAGCGAGCCUGGUCCGGAGUCAAGGGCGGUCAAGAUGGAGCAGAAGGAAAAAUCUGCAAAGGAGGAGGCGCCGCCCCAAGAAUUCACCAUUGUGAGCGUCGACCAUGACCAUAAGGUCGCGGAGCACUACCUCAUAGGGGAGAAACUGGGAGUCGGGAAGUUUGGCCAGGUGUUCAAACUGGUCCACAAGGAGACGGGUCGAGUCUGUGCUGGAAAGUUCUACAAAGGCCGUCGGCAGAAGGAGAGAGAGGCCGCCCGGAAGGAGAUCGAGCUGAUGAAUCACCUCCAUCACCCGAAGCUGGUGCAAUGCUUGGCCGCGUACGACCACAAGCCAGAGAUGGUGAUGGUCAUGGAGUUCAUCGCAGGUGGGGAGCUGUUUGAGCGCAUCGUGGACGACAACUUCGAGCACACCGAGUCAGCCAGCGUGCACUACAUCCAGCAGAUCUUGGAGGGGAUGGACUACAUGCACCAGAGGAGCAUCGUCCACCUGGACCUCAAACCGGAGAACAUCGUGUGCGUGGACAGCACCGGGACUGCUAUAAAGAUCAUCGACUUCGGACUGGCCUGCAAAAUUGAAAAGAACACUUCUCUGAAGGUGAUGCAGGGCACUCCGGAGUUCGUGGCUCCGGAAGUGAUCAACUUCGAGCCGGUGUCUUUCUCGACGGACAUGUGGAGCAUUGGGGUCAUCUGCUACAUCCUUCUGAGCGGCGAGUCUCCAUUCCAGGGCAGCACCGACACAGAGACCUUGGCUCUGGUCACCGCCGCCCAGUGGGAGUUUGAUGAGGAGAGUUUUGAAGAGAUCACGGAGGAGGCCAAAGAUUUCAUCAGUUCGCUGCUGGAAAAAGACCCCAGGCACAGGAUGCUGUGUAAACAGGCAAUGGAGCAUCCUUGGAUGGCAGCGUUUGACUCGGAGCACGUCAGCACCAAGAGCCUGUCCAAGGAGAAGAUGAAGCGCUUCCUAGCCAAACAGAAGUGGAAGAAAGCAGGCAAGGCCAUGCUGGCUCUGAAGAGAAUGGCCAUGCUGUCGAAAGGCGACAGUGCAUCCUCACCAGUCACUCCAGGAGAAGGUAAUCCUCUGUCGCCUGAGGCGGUGCACGCGCUCAAGUCACUGGAGGAGAAGAUUCAGGGGCCGCCCAAGUUCACCAAGACCCUGGCGGAGCAGACUGUGGACCGGGGCGCGUGUGCGCGGCUCUCCUGCCACCUCACAGGGUACCCUGACCCCGAGGUGGUGUGGCUGCGUGGGGACGAGCCAGUGGAGGAGUCCCCGACCAUUCAGGUCGAAUAUGAAGAAGACGGAAGCUGCACUUUGGUCCUGUCCAAGGUUGGGCCUGAGGACGCCAACGUUUACACCUGCAGAGCCACCAACCACCACGGCGAGAGCUGCUGCUCUGCCAAGCUCAUCGUCCAAGGAUAGACACGCCCUGCUUCUGAAGAGGGACGGCUCUGGACUGAAUUUUCACACGUAUGAUGAGAAAUCUAUGACUUCAACGACCGCCUGUCCCUGUGUUUCAUUGCUGACAGUGGAUAAAUAAACAGAAACACUUAACUCCUCUACAUGUGUCUCUCGUCUCCUUAAGAAACAUGUAGCUUGGUAAAAACACAUCCAAAAUAUCUCCAACUCAAACAUCUACCUUUUA
Molecule: messenger RNA, 2977 nt
Organism: Synchiropus splendidus (mandarinfish)
Lineage: Eukaryota; Metazoa; Chordata; Actinopteri; Syngnathiformes; Callionymidae
Gene: mylk5
Product: myosin, light chain kinase 5
Exons: 17
Coding region: 142-2754 (870 amino acids)
Biological process (GO): protein phosphorylation
Molecular function (GO): ATP binding; protein binding; protein kinase activity
Source: RefSeq, a predicted model, not a curated record